AUGCGGUCUUUUUCUAGUAGUGGCCUUGCUCCUGUAUCUGAGUUUGUUGCUGCUUCUGACUUGGCAUUGCAAGGGAGGCAAAGAAAUAGGAGACCUGUCCGGGGGCGUGUCAGAGGGCAGGGCACGAAGUCAAGAAUUCAGUCAGCUCGGAAUUUCAAUGAUGAAAGUGAAGAGGGACGGACUAAUCGAGCAGAUGAGGCCUUGGUACGCGAGGGGGCCCGUCGUAGCCGAGACCUACAGGCUGAGAAUACAGACCUGAAAUUGGAACGGGAUGCCUUUAGGAAAGACAAUCUGGACAUGAACAACCAGAUGAAAAGCCUAUUGUCUGAGCUGGAAGGUCUUCGAGCCUCUCGCAGAGAACACCAGACACUGGGCAAUGUGUCUUCUCGCCUACAGCGAUCUGAGACACACGAACCAAUCCGCGGCUCUGGAGACGUACAGCAAGACCGCAAUUUCGAUGGUCGAACUGGUGCUAUCAGUGAGUCGCAGUCUGAAGAACUUCAGAUGCUGCAGUCAAAAACUGCAGAUCUUCUUGAAGAAUACGAGGAAAUUGUUGCUGAGAAGGCGGGAUUGAGCAAAUCGUUGAAAGAAGCAGAAGAGGGACGGAGAACGUUACAAUCUGGGUUGCAUUCAUCCAAAAACAAACAGGAUCAACUUGAAACUGAGCGAGAUCAACUGCGAAAGCAGGUUCGAGAACUGCGGGCUCUGGUAACAGAAUUACGAGUGUUUCGGGAUUCAGGAAAUGUUGACUUGCUCAAAUCGGAAGAGAGGAACUCUUACCUGCAAAGAGAUCGCGAGAGGUUAAAAGAGGAACUGCGAGAGAGUAAUAGCAAGUUGAGCGAGGAAAAGUUAGAGUUGUCAAACACACAAAGGUUGGUGAGCUCCAUAAAAUGUCAACUCACUGAAGCUCAGAGAAAAUACGACGAAUUUGAUUCAACUGAGAGGCGUUUGAAAGGCGAGUUGGGGUGCCAACUGGGAAAGUUGGAGGAGUUGCAGGUGCUUCUGGACCAAACAAAAAUCGAAAAGCAGAAGACACAGGAGGAGAACAUCAACCUGAGCACAGAACUUGCAAGUUUGAGGACGGAGUACGAAAGAAGCCAAAACGGAUAUCAAUCAACUCUGCGAGAUUUGGAGAAGUCACGCUUUGGAUUCCACCAAGGGCAGAAAGAGGUUGUUCAUCUCAAGGGUGAGAUGGUCAAAGGUAAGCGUGAUCUAAGCCGCGUGCAAAGAGAGAGAGAUUCUCUGAGAUCGAUUGUGAAGAAGAGAGAGAGUGCUCUACUUGCGUUGCGCCCGGUGUUGACGCAGGUUACAAAUAAAAUUGACGCUCUGUUGUCAGUUGGACAAGACGUUGAUUACUCCCCCGUGGAUGCCGCUCGAGACAUUGCAGAGAGCAGAUGUGGGACACAAGCACAGGAGGAGCAAGAGGAAGUCGCGGAGAUUCAGCCAUUUUCCCGUCAAGGACCAAUCUCCCGACGCGGCAAGGAACAUAGAAGUUGCGCAGCUGCGCAACUUCUAUGUUCGUAUGACGGCGGGGACGUUAAUGAGAUCCCUGCUAAAUCUCACCCGGAAAAUCACGAACUGAGUCGCAUUCCGGGCACAUCGGAACAAGGUCGACAAGCCUAG
Chondrus crispus (carragheen) is the source of this 1623-nucleotide messenger RNA. RefSeq lists its product as hypothetical. The coding region runs from base 1 to 1623 and encodes 540 amino acids. NCBI's taxonomy places the organism in Eukaryota, Rhodophyta, Florideophyceae, Gigartinales, Gigartinaceae. The record is from RefSeq and is a predicted model, not a curated record. The transcript has a single exon.